UGAUCUUAAAGCUUGGUUUAUACUUCUGUGUAGGACUGAUGCAGAGUUUUGAGAUCUCAACCCUCCUGUUACCUAUACAAAUGAGUUAACAUCAAAUCCCCAUACAAAAGAUAGAAAACACAGAGUCCUGUCAUAUGAUUUAGCCUUUGGACAUCUCAAGAGAGACUUUAGAAAAUCUGUUGUAAAGGUCAGAGUGGUCUGGUUGUUAUAACUUACAGCUGGAUUUUGCCAACCAGCAGUGGAUUAUAUCCUGAACUCUGGAGCUCUUGGCUUGUGUGGCUAGGAUGGACUUUAAGAGAACUUUGGGACCUUGGACAGAGUCAGGGGUUUUCAACAUUGUUCCAGUGUGGCUGGUGAUUGUAUCUGGCUCAGAAGAGCUACUCAGUCGGGUGCAGCUCCGGAGGCAGCAGGGUAGGUACCCGAAGAUUGGCAGCUAGAUGAAUCUUCCAGUUGUACUGCUCUUAUAUCAGUUUUUACUGUGUCCUCCUCACCGUCAUCUAAUGUCAAAUUAUAUGUGGUGUGAGGUGAUUUAACAGAAUGUAAAGUUUCAGUAUUUGUUUGGUUAUGUUUCAGUAGCUGAUAUGAAAAUUAAACCAGUGUUUGUCGAAAAUAACCAGUGUUAAAGUAAGUGUCAAUAAGUAAAACCAGUGUUUGUGGUGAAUAGGUGACAGCUGGACGCCCUCUAGUGGAAUAUAUCACAAACUGCAGUAUGAGGCCACAUGAGGACGAACUGUCAUUAAUUAUCUGAUAAUAAACAAAUGACAUGAAUUUAGGAAAGCAGUAAACUUUACGAGUUUAAGAUUGACCUAUAACACCCAACAACAGUUAGAGAGGCAAUUUUCACAUUCACCACCAGAAAUUCCUCUUGAUUGCAGAUUGAUUCAGACACAACUAUUUUAACAUGAUAAUUUAAUUUCACAUAACAAGUAACACCACCACCUUUCUUUGGUCUAUCAGCUCAAUAAACAUUGUACCCAUCAAUGUUUCACAUAUUACAACAAUGUGUGCAUCCAUUGAUUCAACCCACAUUCUAAUCAUGUCCACUGAGAUCAACAACAUUUAGACCAGACAGUGAAAAUAAAUCAGAUGGUGUCUGGAUAGAGUCAGGACCAGGGUUAGGCUGCAAACAAUCAGCCAUCUGUGUUUAUCAGCUACACACUGGACAUGGAUUGUUACUUUUCUUCUUCAUAAUGUGAUCAGUCAGAAAUCUGUCACAUAAAGAAGAGAUGGGAAAGACUCCUACUGCAGAAACUCAGAGAAACAAACAGGAAAAACUGUUUCAAAGGUUUUUUCUCCAACAGACAAUAAAACCUGAUACAGAGCUACAGUGAGAGGUGGAGUCUCACCGUCACGUUUCCUCAAAUGAAAGUGAAAGUUUGUCUGAGCGACAGCAGAGCUGCAGCCGAGACGAGUCUGAGGAGAAUUUAAAGUGAAUCCAUCAACAGCAGAGUGUGAGACAAACCCUGUGUGUGGAUAUGGCUGCUGCCAGCUGUCUGCUGACUGAGGAUCAGUUUCUGUGCUCCAUCUGUCUGGAUGUCUUCACUGAUCCAGUCACCUUACCAUGUGGACACAACUUCUGUAGAAACUGCAUCACACAACACUGGGAUAUUAACGUCCCCUGCCAGUGUCCCAACUGUAAAGAGGUUUUCUACAUGAGACCUGAGCUGAGGGUCAAUACUUUCAUCUCUGAGAUGGCUGCUCAGUUCAGACAGUCGGCUCAACAGAAAGCCAGCAGCAGCAGCUCAGAGCAACAAGUUGCCAAACCAGGAGAAGUUUCCUGUGAUGUCUGCACUGGAACCAAACUGAAGGCUCUGAAGUCCUGCCUGGUGUGUCUGACCUCCUACUGUGAGACUCACCUGGAGCCUCAUCUGACAAUGUCAGGCCUGAAAAGACAUCAGCUGAUCGACCCUGUGGAGAACCUGGAAGACUGGAUGUGUACGAAGCACGAUAAACCUCUGGAGCUGUUCUGUAAGACCGACCAGACAUGUGUCUGCAUGCUCUGCUCUGUUUUAGACCACAGGACACAUGAGUUUGUUCCUCUGAAAGAAGAAUAUGAAGGAAAGAAAGCAGAGCUGGAGAAGACAAAGGAUGAAAUUCAGCAGAUGAUCCAGAAGAGACGAUUGAAGAUUCAGGAGAUCAAACACUCUGUGGAGCUCAGUGAGGAAGUUGCAGACAGAGAAAUAGCAGAAGGUGUUCAGGUCUUCACUGCUCUGAAGGAGUCUGUUGAGAGAAGUCAGGCUGAAUUCAUCAAGACCAUCAAAGAGAAGCAGAGAACAACAGAGAAACAGGCUGAAGACUUCAUCAAAGAGCUGAAACAGGAAAUCUCUGAGCUGGAGAAGAGAAGCUCUGAGGUGGAGCAGCUCUCAUGCUCUGAAGACCACCUCCACCUUCUCCAAAGGUUCUCAUCCCUGUACACUGCUCCACCCACCAAGGACUGGACAGAAGUCAAUGUCUGUCCUCCAUCUUAUGCAGGGAGUGUGGUGAGAGCUUUGAACCAGCUGGAGAAGACUCUCAGCGAACAGAUGAAGAAGCUGUUUGAAGCAGAGCUGAAGAAGGUUCAGCAGUAUGCAGUGGAUGUGACACUGGAUCCUGAUAUAGUCCAUCUCAGACCCACCCAGUCUAAUGCUAAACAACAGGUAAACCAGGGUGAUGACUGUAGAUGUGUCUUAUCACAGCAGGGCUUCACUUCAGGAAGAUUUUACUUUGAGGUUCAGGUUAAAAAGUGUUUUAGGUGGACUGUAGGAGUAACCAGACAAUCCAACAGAAAGAGAGAAGUCACACUGAGCCCUGAUAAUGGUUACUGGACUGUAUGUUUGAAGCAGCUGGGUGGGUACUUUGCUCCUGCUGAACCAUCAGUCUGUCUCUCUCUGAAGUCAAAGCCCAAGAAGGUGGGGGUGUUUGUGGAUUAUGAGGAGGGUCUGGUCUCCUUUUAUGACGUUGAUACUGCAGCUCUCAUCUACUCCUUCACUGGCUGCUCCUUCACUGGCAAACUCUACCCAUUCUUCAGUCCCUGUCCCAAUGAUGGUCUUAAAAUCCACAGCACUGAAAUGGAUUGUGUGUUACAAUGAGUAGAAACAUUAGAUUUAGAAAAGUUUAUCCUCCAUAUAAUGUGACAGUAUAAACUUUAUCUUUGAUUUGUUUCCAUCUAAAUGUUUUUCAUUAUAUCAUAUUAACCUGCGAUGUCCCAUUGCUUCUGAGAUUAUUGAUCCAAUCUAAUGUAGUCUAGUCACUUCUAUAAAGUACAAUCGCUGUCAUCAAAACUGUUCAAAAAUUACAAAAACGUAGCAGAAAAAAGAAGCUUGUGCAGAAAUCACUGAAUGUCUGGGUGGUAAGUCAAACCACAGAUGGUUGUGUCUAUGAAACAUGUUUGCUUCUCACACAAAUUAAUUAUGAAUUCAACUGAAUUUUGUUAACAACUUUUACCUUAUACUGUGGAAAAUUUAUUGAAAUAAGUAAAACCCAAUAAAGAAUAUUUGAUGGUUGUAGGGCAGUUAAUUCAGGUGAUUUGUCUUGUGUCACAUUGUAGUCAUCAUAGUCUAAAAGUUGUUUUUUUUAGAAACAUACAUUUUCAUAUAUUAUCACACCCUUUAAACUUUUAAACUUAAUUACUGUGUCCUCUUCAAUAUCAGUGCAGCUUCAUAAUCUAAUGUCAAAUUAUAUGUGGUGUGAGGUGAUUUAAUGCAAUGCAAAGUUUCAGUUUUUGUUCAGUUAUGUUUCAGUAGGUGAUAUAACUCUCUAAAGAUAAAAGUUAUAACUGCAUAUCAGAUCAAUCAUCAAUAAACUGAGUGAUUUUGAUGUUUUCUGCUUUUUGAUUCUGUUUUGAAAAUGUAACAAACACAGUUAAUGUAAAUGUCACCAAUAAAUAAAACAUGAUUCUUAUGAA
This is a messenger RNA of Lates calcarifer (barramundi perch), 3883 nucleotides long. Its product is annotated as E3 ubiquitin-protein ligase TRIM11. The record is from RefSeq and is a predicted model, not a curated record. Gene Ontology annotation, molecular function: zinc ion binding; protein binding. The transcript has 2 exons. Bases 1476 to 3068 code for a protein of 530 amino acids. Lineage: Eukaryota; Metazoa; Chordata; Actinopteri; Centropomidae.